Drosophila arizonae is the source of this 7549-nucleotide messenger RNA. RefSeq names its product female sterile (1) homeotic (gene fs(1)h). Gene Ontology annotation, cellular component: nucleus; chromatin. Gene Ontology annotation, biological process: regulation of DNA-templated transcription; chromatin remodeling. The record is from RefSeq and is a predicted model, not a curated record. NCBI's taxonomy places the organism in Eukaryota, Metazoa, Arthropoda, Insecta, Diptera, Drosophilidae.
UAAUAUAUGUAAAUGCUACAAAAAAUGGUACAAGCGGCGGAAGUAAACCAAACCGAAUGGAUAUUCAGCUGAUAAAUGUUUUAAGCAUUUGGGGCACAUUGGUGCUUAGACUGAGAAAAGGCGCUUAUCAACAUAACCGAUGCUAUACAAAUAUUUUACACACUUAACAAUUGUGUAGAAAUUUAGAAUUUGCGUGUUGUAUUAUUGUUAGAAAAAUCUAUAUAUUUAUAUACAUACAACAAAAUAUAAUAAUAAAGCCACAGCUACAAAAAAUCAAAGCAAAUUGAUAAGCUACACAACAACAAUAAGGAUACAGCGACACAACAACUGCAAAAUACACAAUUUGGGAUAUCUCCGCAUAACAACAACAAUCACAAUUCAUUGGAAUUGUUUUGGAUAUUAGCUACACAAACAACAACAAAAACAAAACAAGAAACUAAAUUUUCGCUGUUUGACAGAGCGACAAACCGACCAAUAAUAACAAAAACUGAACGUUAUACAAAACAAAUCAAUAUACACCAACACUGAAUCUGUAACUAAGAUAAAUUGGCAAAUUCAAAAUGCCAACUGAACUGAAUUCGCAGCAACAACAAAAGCAACAAUAAACUGACAUCUGGAGAAGCCGCGACACCGGCAAGUGGUGUUGAAGACAAUUUGCUGAGCAUGCAACGGAAACAAAAGCCAAGAGCAGCCGUCGAAGAAGCAGUAGCAGCAGCAGCAGCAGCAGCAGCAGCAGCAGCAUCAGCAGCCGCAACAGCAUCAAUAGCCGUUAAUAGAAUAAAGGAACAGACCUGCAGCAACUGCAGCAAUUGCAGCAGGACGACAAGCAACAGUAGCGGUAGUAAUAUCAGGAUUAGCAGGAGGAGCAGGCCCAGCAAUAGAAGGCCAAACACAAACUUCUCCAUUUCUCGAGCAGUGCAUCAUCAUUGGCUGCUUUGAGCAGCGGGGCGAACAGAACAGGACGUGUGAGCAGGACGAGACGGCCCCGGGCGUGUGUGCUGCGGUUGUGGUGUGUGUGCGUCGGCCGUCUCAGUCAACAACUUGAGGAGCAUAAACAAAAAUAGCAGCAGCAACAUCAUCAUCAUAAUUCACUCAUUGAUCUAAUUAUCAACAACAAUCAAGAACAAGCAAGCACUAUUAGAUAAAGGUACAUCAAGAACAAUGUCAUCCAACGAACCACCGCCACGUUAUGAGCCCACUGUGGAGCCCAUCAAUGGUAUUGUACAGCCGCCGGUUGUGCCGCCACAGGACCGACCGGGACGGAAUACAAAUCAAUUGCAAUAUUUGAUUAAAACAGUCAUGAAGGUCAUUUGGAAACAUCAUUUCUCGUGGCCCUUUCAACAGCCGGUCGAUGCCAAGAAACUGAACCUGCCCGAUUAUCACAAGAUAAUCAAACAGCCAAUGGACAUGGGUACGAUUAAGAAGCGCUUGGAGAAUAACUACUAUUGGUCGGCGAAGGAGGCCAUUCACGACUUCAAUACCAUGUUCACCAAUUGCUAUGUGUACAAUAAGCCCGGCGAGGAUGUUGUUGUGAUGGCCCAAACCCUGGAGAAGGUCUUUCUGCAGAAGAUCGAAUCGAUGCCCAAGGAGGAGAUCGAGCUGGAGCCUGUCACGGCAAAGGGUGGCAAAAAGAAGCAACGUGCACCAGCCACAUCCAAGGCCGCCAAUAGUAGUGCCAUCUCAUCGGGCAGCGGCGCCGGCAGUGGCGUUGGCAGCACUAGUGCGCCGGCAGCAACAGCGACCAGCACAUCGACAACAGCCGGUGGGAAGGCAGCGCAAUCCUCACAGCUGACCCAGAUGAGCGGCCUGUCCCAGUCAUCUGGAGCGGGCGUCUCGACGCCAACGUCAGCGGCCGCACAGGCGGCAGCAGCAGCGGCAGCCAUUCAAGCAGCAGCUGUUGCGGCCGCCGCAGCAGCAGCCAACGCCCGACCUGUCUCCGCCAUGGGCGGCACGGUUUCAUCAACAGCCGGAGGCGUUACACCGUCCAUACCACCGAUAAGCACAAUGCCGCCGCAUACGGUGCCAGGCAGCACGAACACAACGACCACUGCGGCGAUGGCAGCGGCAGCGGCUGCCGCAGCGGGGGCGGGGGCGGGGCCGGGCGCAACAAAUGCAGCUGUGCUUAAUGCGGCCAUGGCCAGCCUACUGAAUCCUGCGCAAAGCGGCGGCGGCAACAGCUACGGUGCAGCCGGCCAACAGACAUCGAUCAACAACAGCUCCCUGCUCGACGCCAAUGCGGCGACAACGGCUGCGGCAGUCGCCCAAGCACAGGCGGCAGCAGCGGCCGCCGUCGCAGCAGCUGCCCUGGACGGAGCCGGCGGUGUGACAAUACCGUCGGCUGCUGUCAAUGCAGCCAAUGCGGUGCAAGCGUACGUGAAUAGUACGGCGGGCGUCGGUGUUGGGGUUGUGGAUGCCGUGAUACCCCCACAGCAGCCGGCCAAAAUGAAGAAGGGCGUCAAGCGGAAGGCGGACACAACGACGCCGACGGCGAAUGCCUUUGAAUCGCCUUACGCCCAAAUGGAUGCCAAGGCGGCCAAAAUAGCGACGCGGCGGGAAUCGAAUCGUCAGGUAAUUGGCAAAAAGGGCUCGGGCUAUCCAAUGUCACCGUUGGGUGUGGCUGGUGUGCCUGGUCUGGUUGCCGGCGGCGCCAUUGGGGGCGUUGCUGGUGCCAAGUCGAAGGAGAAACUAUCGGAUGCACUUAAAUCAUGCAAUGAGAUACUCAAGGAGCUAUUCUCCAAAAAGCACUCCGGCUAUGCCUGGCCCUUCUACAAGCCCGUCGAUGCUGAGCUGUUGGGGCUGCACGACUAUCACGAUAUCAUCAAGAAGCCCAUGGAUUUGGGCACCGUUAAGCGUAAAAUGGACAAUCGCGAAUAUAAGAGCGCGCCGGAAUUUGCGGCCGAUGUGCGAUUAAUAUUCACCAAUUGCUACAAAUACAAUCCGCCAGAUCAUGAUGUCGUUGCGAUGGGCCGCAAGCUGCAGGAUGUCUUCGAGAUGCGAUACGCGAAUAUACCCGAUGAGCCCGUUGCGAAUGCGGCGCAUCAUCAUCACGGCUAUUCGAGCACGUCAAAGCAUGAUGCAAGCGAUUCAUCAAGCGAGGAAUCGAGCGAUUCGGAAAACGAAUCGAAUUCGGAUGAGGAGCGCAGUGCCAAGCUGAAGAUGCUCGAAUCGAAGCUGCUCGGCCUGCAGGAGGAGAUACGUAAGCUGGUGGAGGAGGCGUCCGCUAAGAAGAAGGCYAAGAAAAAGCUGAAAGAGAAGAAGAAGAGCAUGGGCCAGGGCAGUGCCAGCGCAGCCGGUGGUGGCAGUGGUGCUGGCGGCGCCGGUGGCCAUCAUCAGCAUGCGGCCAGCGCUGGUAAUGCCAGCCAUGGCGGCGUCACAUUACCCACCAAUGUGGCUGGACUGAAUGCUGGCGGUGCGGCGGGCGCCAAUUUGUCGGCCCUGUUGAACAGCUCGCUGGUGGGUGCCGGCGGAGUGGGCGUGGCAGGCGGAGUACCCGGUGCGGCAACACUGCAGCACGUCCACGACGUGGCCAUGGCGAUUAGCCAGCUGACGGGCGGCGGUGCCGCUGGCGGAGCGGGCUAUGCGGCCGGCGUCAAUUCAGCCGGCGUGGCGGCUGGCGGAGGCAAGGCGGCGGCUGGUGCACUAGCGGGCGCAUUGGCAGCUGGGGCGGCUGCCGGUGCCGGCGGUGCAGGCGGCGGCAGCGGAAGCGGUGGCAGUAAAGGUGCUAAGGUCAAGGGACAGCGCGGCGGCAAAGGUGGCGCAGGCGUUGCUGCCGGCAAUGCAGCGAGCGGUGCGGCUGCUGGUGCGGCUGGCAUUGGAGCGGGUGGCGCCUCUGCUGGCGGUGGCAGCGGUGCCGGCGGCGGUGGCAGCGGCGCCAGCAACAGUGCGAAACGCACCAAGAGCAGCAGCAACGCCAGCGCUGGAGCUGGCGCUAAUGCCGGUGGUGCCAGCGGCGGUGCCGGUGCCCGUGGCAGCAGCAAAAAGAAGCCCAGCCAGGUGAUGAACUUUGAUUCCGAGGAGGAGGACACUGCCAAGCCAAUGUCCUACGAUGAGAAGCGACAGCUCUCCCUUGACAUUAACAAAUUGCCAGGCGACAAGCUGGGACGUGUGGUACACAUUAUACAAAAUCGUGAGCCAUCGCUGCGCGACUCGAAUCCGGAUGAGAUUGAGAUCGAUUUCGAGACACUGAAGCCGUCGACGCUGCGCGAGCUUGAAAGCUAUGUGGCGUCGUGUUUGCGCAAAAAAACACGUAAGCCAUAUUGUAAGUUUGUAACUAAACCGAGACCACAACAAGAACAAGAACAAGAUAAAGAUAAAGAUAAAGACAAAGACAACGACAAAGACAAAGACAAAACUAAUAUUGAAUAUCGUAAAAUUUCAGGCGAUGCUGACGAUCGACCACCGCGCAAGAAAAAAGCACGUGAUCCGCAAAGUAUGAUAGGCAGUAUGAUGACGAGUUUGCCAACGGCGCAACAGCAUCAGCAAAUGCAAAUGCAUCUGGAACAUGUGGAUCAGCUUCUGAACACCAUGCAGGAUGUCACCACGCCCACACAUCAAAUGAAUACCCUGUUGAGCAAUGCCAAUACGAUGGUCGCAGCGGCCAUGAUGAACAACAACAAUAAGACGGCGCCGAGUGGCGGCAGCUUCGAUCCGGGCAAUAUGUUGCAUUCGUCGGGCCAUCAUAAGAACGGGGUGGCCGCAAUGAAUACGACGGCGUCCGCUGCUGCUAGAAUACCGCCGCAUGGCUAUGGCGGAGCAGCGGCAGCUGGCGCUGCUGCGCAGGCGGCGGGCAGCGUGGGUGGCAUACGGAUAGCUAGCAAUCUGCACAAGCAGCCCGAGGCGAGCGAUCACCAUGCGGCGCUGGCAGCGGCGCUCGCUUCCACCGGCAACAAUAGUAGUAGCAAUGCCAACAAUAACAACAACAACAACAACAGCAAUGCGGGCAUGGGCGUUAACGAUGGCCUGUCGAGCGCCUCGCUAGCCGCCGGCCUCAAGCAGAUACCGCAAUUCGAUGAUCCCGUGGAGCAGUCGCUGGCCUCCUUGGAGUUUAGCGCCUCCUCCACGGGCAAGUCCUCACUCACGGAUAACUUUUUAAUGGCCCACCAGGCGCACCUGAUGCAGCAGCCGGGCGGCAAUCAGCAGCAGACGGCGCAGCAGCAACAGCAAUUCGCCCUGCAGCAGCAACAACAGCAGCAGCAACAGCAACAACAGCAGCAGCAGCAGCAACAGCAAAUGGACUACAUGACCGAGCUGCUGACGAAGAGCGUGGAGAACGUGGCCGGCAUGAAUGGCAACCAUUUGCUGAACAACAGCCUCUUCAAUCUGGACAUGGCCACGGCUGCCUACCAGCAGAAGCAGCACGGCCAUCAGACGCAACAGCAGCAACAGCAACAGCAGCAGCAACAGCAGGCGCACAACAAUGGCUACAAUGUGACCGACUUUAGUGGGAUGGCUGGCUUCGAUAAUCUCAAUAUGUCCUCGUCCAGCUUGCUGGAUCAUACGAUGCCAAUGGCCAUGAUGAUGGGUAAUGCGGGUGGCAAGCUGAAGGAUGGUGACCAGCAGCAGCAGCAGCAAUUGCAGCAGCAGCAACAGCAGCUCCACCAGCAGCAGCAACAGUUGCAGCAGCAGCAGCAGCAGCUGCAGCAGCAGCAACAUCAUCACCAACAGCAGCAGCAGCAGCAACACCACCAUCAACAGCCGCAGCAGCAACAACAUCAGGUCGGCAGUCAGGCGGCCAACAAAAUGCUAAUCAUACCGAAGCCCAUCGAAUCGAUGAUGCCCAGCCCGCCCGACAAGCACCAGUUGCAGCAGCAGCAGCAGCAACAACARCAGCAGCAACAUCAGAAAGUGCUGCCACCACAGCAAUCGCCCUCCGAUCUGAAGAUGCACGGCGUUGGUGCACACGCCGGCUUCCCGGUGUUCAAGACUGUUGAACAGAAUCUAAAGAAUGCCAGCUCCUGGUCGUCGCUGGCAUCGGCCAGCUCGCCGCAGAACACGGCGACAACGUCGAGCAAGCCCAAGCCGGCCAUGGACUCGUUCCAGCAAUUCCGCAACAAAGCCAAAGAACGUGAUCGCCUCAAGCUGCUCGAAGCGGCCGAGAAGGAGAAGAAGCACCAGAAGGAAGCUGCCGAGAAGGAACAGCAGCAGCAGCGCAAGCAUCACAAGUCCUCCUCAUCCUCGUCGGCUGCGUCAGCGGCGGCGGCUGCUGCUGCUGCCGCUGCCGCGGCAGCGUCGGCAACACAGGCGGCGGCUGCUGCUGCGCUCGCCAAUGUGGCUGGCAAUCCAGCCAGUGUUGGCAGCAGCAACAGUAACAGCAACAACAACAAUAACAACGGCAACAACAACAGCAGCAACAACAAUGCCGGCAACUCGGGCGCUCAGUCGGGCUCGCAGAGCAGCGGGGAACGCGACCGGGCGAGCAGCAGUGCCACAGAUGCAUCGCGCAUCGGCAGCAGCAGCGGCGGCAACAACAGCAGCAACUCGGCCAACAGCAAUGGACCUGGCAGUGCCGGCAGCGGCAGCGGUGGUGCUGCUGGCGGUGGCGCCAAUAGCGGUGGCAGCGCCAGUGGCGGACAUUUGGCCAACACCGGCAGCAAUAGCAACAGCGGCGGCGGCAUCGGUAGCGGUGCGGCCAGCAGCAACAGCAACAGCAGCCUUGGCGGCAACAUUGGCACCGGCUCCAGCAGCCAGGGCGGCGGCAACAGCAGUGGUGCAGGCGGUGGCGGCGGCAGUGCGGCUAGCGGCAGCAACGGCAGCAAUCUGGGCAUUGGUGGUGGCGCCUCAAUUGGUGGCGCUGCCUCCGGCAAUGGCCAUCAGUCCGCCAGCAGUGCCCAGGCUCAGCAUGCGGCAGCGGCGGCUGCAGCUGCAGCGGCAGCGGCACAAGCCACCGCAGCGGUCUCUGCCUCAGUGCUGGCUGCCUCACCACUGGGUGCCAUGGAAAGUGGACGGAAAAGCGUGCACGAUGUUCAGCCACAGAUAACGCGCAUGGACGACAUUAAGGCGUCGCCGGGUCAGGGACAGAAUUCGCCGGCGCAGCAAUCGCCGCAGGAUCGUGCAGCUGCCAAACGUGCGGAGCAGCGACGCGCCGAACAGGAGAGACGCAGACGCGAGGCGAUGGCUGGACAAAUUGAUAUGAACAUGCAGAGCGAUCUCAUGGCCGCCUUUGAGGAGACUCUGUAGGCAACGGCCGCGACGGCUGCGUCGUCGACAAGCAGAUCCCACAGCAAGUCCCACAGCGGUGGCCACAGAUUGCAUACACAUAGGCGUCGGUCGCAUCACCACAGAAAACACCGUGAAUAAAACAAGAACAACAAAAACAACAACAACAAAUAUGACAACUAAUGGGAAAAAAGGACAACACUAAAGCGUUGACAACAGCAAGGCAAGGCUGGCACAACAACAACAACAACAACAGUAGCAACAAAAAAAUUAAAUCAUAAGGAGUGCGCGUACAAGCGAAACACGGCAACAGCAACAACAACAACAACAACAACAUCGACAAUGUUAUAAUUGUUAAACAUAAGCAAUGUUCGAAGUAAUUAUAAUUAUGUUA